This is a messenger RNA of Mus caroli (Ryukyu mouse), 1710 nucleotides long. The record is from RefSeq and is a predicted model, not a curated record. NCBI's taxonomy places the organism in Eukaryota, Metazoa, Chordata, Mammalia, Rodentia, Muridae.
ACAGCCCGAGCGCGGGUGGCUGGAACUCGGAGUUUAGAGAAGAACUUGCAGAGUGACCGAGUCGCGCCUCUGCUGUGCUCCUGAUCCCGUGGGGCCAUGCCCGACACACACUGAGCGUGUGUAGCGCCGGCUGCGGGAGGGCGAGGCGCACGCCGCCGUGUCGGUCAUGGGCAGCUUCCAGCUGGAAGACUUUGUGGCAGGCUGGAUCGGAGGCUCCCUGCAAAGCCGGUCUCAUAGCCAGUCACCUGCAACCCAUGGACAUGAUGCUUAGCAGGUUCCAGGUAGGCUGAAGUACCUGUGCUGUGUCUUCCAAGGUGUGGCCAGUGUCAUUGUUGGGUACCCUCUGGACACAGUCAAGACUCGCCUGCAAGCUGGUGUCGGCUAUUCGAACACAUUCAACUGUAUCCGCAUGGUGUACAAGAGGGAGCGUGUGUUUGGCUUCUUCAAGGGCAUGUCCUUCCCCCUGGCCAGCAUCGCCAUCUAUAACUCCGUGGUGUUCGGGGUCUUCAGCAACACCCAGCGGUUCCUUAGCAAGUGCCGCUGUGGGGAACCUGAGGCUGGCACUGGCCGAAGUCUGUCUGACCUGCUCCUGGCUAGCAUGCUGACUGGUGUGGUCUCUGUUGGGCUGGGCGGGCCCGUGGAACUCAUCAAGAUCCGACUGCAGAUGCAAACACAGCCGUUUCGGGAAGCUAGCCAUGGAUUGAAGUCCAGGGCGGUGGCAGCAUACCAGGGACCAGUGCACUGCAUUGCAACUAUUGUGCAGAUGGAGGGCCUGACAGGGCUGUACCGGGGAGCCAGCGCCAUGCUGCUGAGAGACAUCCCGGGAUAUUGCUUCUACUUUAUUCCCUAUGUGUUCCUGAGUGAGUGGAUCACACCUGAGGCCUGCACAGGGCCCAGCCCCUAUGCAGCAUGGCUGGCAGGGGGCAUUGCAGGGGCAAUUUCCUGGGGGACAGCAACUCCGAUGGAUGUCGUGAAAAGUCGAAUCCAAGCAGACGGGGUCUAUUUAAAUAAAUACAGAGGAGUCAUGGACUGCAUCUCCCAGAGUUACCGGCAAGAAGGCUUUAAGGUGUUUUUCAGGGGCAUCACUGUGAAUGCUGUGCGCGGCUUCCCCAUGAGUGCGGCCAUGUUCCUUGGGUAUGAGCUCUCACUGAAGGCGCUCCGGGGAGAGCACACCGUGAGAAGCGAAUGAGGUAUCAGGAUAAUAUAGAAACUACAGAAAGAGCAAAGCAAGAAUUCCUGUGAUCACCAUAAGGUCCAAUCGUAGCCUGAAACCCAGAGCCGACUUUGCACAGCGCAGCUGCCUUCCUGCCUAAUGGCCUGGAACCAUGUCCGAGUCACGUGGUUUAAAUCUUCAGCUACAAAAUGGCUUUAGAAGCAAGACCUCAGCUCCCCGGAGUGACUGGGUACUUGUCCUAGUUGUCACACUAGGCCACUCUUGGCCACCCUGAGGACUGGCUCUUUAAGGCGGCUGGAGGAAGUUUCUAGAGAGCCAACUCGUGGCAUUUGAGAGCACGGUAUCCGAGCCAGCUGGAAGCUUUCCUUUCUGAAUGUCUUCUCCCUUGUAAAGGGUUGGGAAACCCGUCUCCUUAGGGAAAAAAACACAAAAACAAAACCAAAACAAAAUAAAACCCUCUAAGCAGCAGCAGUAAGGUUGGAGGUCUCAAGUGGGACAGAGUGAACCAGCAGCAUAGUCUUCCCCCCACCCCCACC